GAAAUAGCACGAGCAGCCAGACUACUGCAAAGCUUGCCAAGGUCUAACGUUAUUCUGUGAUGUUGCACUGGAAUGAGGAAGUGGAGUGGAGAGGGGUGGGACUCGUACCACAGCUUCAUCCCGCUGCGCUUCUCAAACCACCACAUGGAGAAACUGCACUGGACUGGAACAGCUGUCUACAGCUUGCCCAAGGAAGAGCAGAUAACAAGAAAGAAAUGGAAAGUGACGAGGCACAGGACAUGACCCAACUAUCAGGAAACCAAAGUCCUGCAACAAGUGAGGGUUUGGAUGAUGCAGAUGAACCAAUGCCUGUCCCUGAAGAUCUAUCAACUAAUGCUAUAUCUCAACAUAAUUCUAAGAAUGAAAAAUCUGUUGCUGUACGUGAGACAGAGCGCAUUAGGGGUUUGCACGCAUUUAUUUUUAAAAGUUUUUCCACUGAUAAUAUCAAACUAGAGAGUCAAAGUGAUGAAGAGAAUGGACGUACCUGUGAAAUAAAUGGCGAGGAAUGUGCAGAGGAUUUACGAAUGCGUGAUGCAACUGGGGAGAAAAUGAAUGUUACAGCGAAUGGACAAGGUUCCAAAGCCUUGACAGGAGCUGGAGGUAUUCGACUUCCUAACGGAAAACUAAAAUGUGAUAUCUGUGGGAUAAUAUGCAUCGGCCCCAAUGUGCUCAUGGUACACAAAAGAAGCCACACUGGAGAACGCCCAUUUCAGUGUAAUCAAUGUGGUGCAUCUUUUACACAGAAAGGCAAUCUGUUACGCCACAUCAAGUUACACUCUGGUGAAAAACCUUUUAAGUGUCACUUAUGUAACUAUGCUUGCAGACGCAGGGAUGCACUCACUGGUCAUCUCAGGACACAUUCUGUAGGCAAACCUCAUAAGUGUGGAUACUGUGGUCGCAGUUACAAACAGAGGAGCUCCUUGGAAGAACACAAAGAACGAUGCCACAACUAUUUACAAAGCAUGGGUCUGCAAAAUAAUCUUUAUUCAGUAGUAAAAGAAGAAAUCAGUCAGACUGAAAUGGCAGAAGACUUGUCCAAGCUUGGUUCUGAGAGAUCUUUUGUGCUGGACAGACUUGCAAGUAACGUAGCCAAACGUAAGAGCUGUAUGCCUCAGAAAUUUGUUGGUGAAAAACAGUUGACAGAUGCCCCAUUUGAGGCUAAUGCCAGCUAUGACAAAGAAAAUGAGAUGAUGCAGACCCAUGUCAUGGACCAAGCAAUCAAUAAUGCUAUCACCUAUCUUGGAGCAGAGGCACUUCGUCCAUUAGUGCAGACUCCAUCUAGUGGCUCAGAUGUGGUGCCUGCAAUUAGCGCAAUGUUUACACUGCAUAAACCCCAUUCAGAUAUUUCCUCUCAUCCUAAUCAGGCUGCUCAUGAAAAUGCAGUGGAAAACUUGCUCCUGCUUUCCCAGGUUAAAUCUAUGUCUUCUGAAAGAGAAGUUUCCCCAAACAAUAGCUGCCAAGACUCAACAGACACAGAAAGCAACAAUGAAGAUCGAGGAGGACUUAUCUACUUGACCAAUCACAUGAACCCUCAUCCCAGAAAUGGCUUUUCCCUUAAAGACCACAGAUCAUAUGAUACACUUAGAGCUGGAAGUGUCAAUUCCCAGGAAGCUUUCAAAGUGAUCAGUGGCAAUGGCGAGACUGUGAAGGUUCACAAGUGUGAGCAUUGCCGAGUUUUGUUUUUGGACCAUGUGAUGUACACCAUCCACAUGGGCUGCCAUGGCUUUCGUGAUCCAUUUGAGUGCAACAUGUGUGGCUACCAGAGCCAAGAUCGAUAUGAGUUUUCUUCACAUAUUACACGUGGGGAACACCGUUUCAGUAUGGGUUAAACAAUAUUUGACCACAACACAAAAUUAUGCUGAUCCAAUGCCGAACCUACUACAUGUCAACAAAAGAAGCACAAAAACCUAACCUGUUAUUUUACUUUUUCAAUCCACUUUAUAAUUUAAAAAAAUACUGGCUACAAUAACUAAAAUUACUUACCUGGGAGGCACAAAUUUUUAUUAAUUUUUUAUUGAUGGUGCCCAGUUUUAGUGCAUCACAGUAUUUUGGAAAACUUUUGGAGAUCCUUUGUACUGGCCUUUUGUGAACAUUGUAUCAUUAUUCAUAGCAUCUUCAUAUUCUAUAGCAUCUUGGUACGACUUAACAAUAUUAAUUUUCAUGAUUCAUAUUUAUGCUUAAAACUGACAGUGGUACAGCAUACUUUGCAUUAUAUGUCAAUGUUUAGCUUUAUUUUUGUAUAUUUACAUGCAUUCAUAGCAGGACUGUAAUUUCUAUAGGGCAAAAAGAGAAGCUGCUCUGAGCAGCUCAAGGUAAGGGGCACUCUUGACCAUUCUGGUGGCAAUGCCACCUUCUUGUGCUCCCCCGGGUUUGGGAAGUGGAUGAGGUAUCAGCAUAGGACACUAACUCUUACCUUUCCCCGAUGCCUAGUUAGGGUUCUCACUCGCAGUUGUUUUCUUGAGUUUCUAGUCUGGUUUACUAAAUUAUCAAGUGUAAUAUACACUAAAUGGACAAAAGUAUUGGGGAAUCUGACCAUAACACCAACAGGGACUUUUAUGAUGUUGCAUUCUAAAUACAUAGACAUUUGUUUGUAGUUGUUCUUAUAUAUUCUGCAACUAUAACAGCUUUCACUCUUCUGGGAAGGCUUCUAAAAAGAUUUUUGGAGUGUUUCUGUGAGAAGUUCAGCUCAUUCAUCCAGUAGAGCAUUUGUGAGGUCGGGAACUGAUGUUGGACGAGAAGGCCUGGCUUGCAGUCUUCAUUCAAGAUUGGAGUUCAGUGGGGUUGAGGUCAGGGCUCAGUGCGGGCCAGUCAAGUUCUUCCACACCAAACUAAUCCAACCAUGUUUUUAUGGACUGUUUUGUGGGCUGGGGCACAUCCAUGUUGGAAUAGAGAAGGGCCUUCCCUAAACUGUUCCCUCAAAGUUGGAAGCAUAACAUUGUCCCAAAUUUCUUAGUAUGCCGAAGCAUUAAGGUUUACCUUCAUUGGAAGUGAGGGGCCUAGCCAACCCGUGAAACACAGCCCCAUACAAUUAACCCUCCUUCACCAAAUUUUACAGUUGACACACAGUCAGACAGGUAACGUUCACCUGUUGUCCUCCAAACCCAGACCCACCAAUCAGACUACCAGAGAAAUAUGAUUCAUCACUCCACAUAAA
Spea bombifrons (plains spadefoot toad) is the source of this 3154-nucleotide messenger RNA. It is a transcript of the gene IKZF1, whose product is annotated as IKAROS family zinc finger 1. Gene Ontology annotation, biological process: regulation of transcription by RNA polymerase II. NCBI's taxonomy places the organism in Eukaryota, Metazoa, Chordata, Amphibia, Anura, Pelobatidae. Bases 60 to 1829 code for a protein of 589 amino acids. The transcript has 9 exons. The record is from RefSeq and is a predicted model, not a curated record. Gene Ontology annotation, molecular function: RNA polymerase II cis-regulatory region sequence-specific DNA binding; DNA-binding transcription factor activity.